CCUGCUCACCCCACGGAUAUUUCCCUGGACAUUCCACCCCCAACAUGUCGAACCAAGACUAUAAAUAUUUCCGGGUCACUAUUCCAGAACCAUGGAUCGCCCACGUUGAGAUCAAUCGCCCGGGCCAAGUGAACGCCUUUUUGGAAGAUGGAUGGCGCGAGAUGCGAACCGUCUUCGACAAUCUCUCCACAGACCCAUCUGUUCGUGCGAUUGUUUUCUCCGGAUCAGGCGAGAAGGGGUUCUCAGUUGGCAUUGAUCUGAAAUGGGUUUCCGGCCAAGAUUCACCGUUUAUGGUUGGGCCGGGCGAGGGCGUCGACCCGGGUAGACGUGCAGUCACUAAGCUUCGGAGAUUUGGUGUUGAAUUCCAGGAGUGUAUCUCGAGUAUUGAGAAGUGUGAGAAGCCGGUUAUCUGUGCGAUGCAUGGCUAUGCAUUAGGAAUGGCCAUGGACGUCUGUUCGGCGACGGACAUGCGGAUCUGUUCGAAAGACACGGUCUUCUGUGUCAAGGAGGUUGAUAUCGGCAUUGCCUCUGACAUUGGGAUUCUGGCACGACUACCCAAGGUCGUCGGGUCAUACACCUGGGUCAAGGAUGUGGCGAUGUCCGGCCGAAACUUCGAUGCAGAUGAGGCGCUUCGAGUUGGGUUUGUGAGUCGCGUUCUCCCAACGAAGAAGGAUGUGAUGCAGGAAGCAUUCAGAGUUGCGAGGAAUCUCAGUGAGAAAAGCCCAGUUGCGGUUCAGACGAUCAAGCACUUCCUUGAUUACAGUCGAGACCGCACUGUCCCAGAAGGACUUCAAUACCAGCUAGCUUACAACGUCGCUGCGGUUCAAACCAGGGAUGUUCCAGUUGCUAUUUCGUCCAUGGUAUCGAAAAAGAAGCCCGUCUUUGGAAAGCUCUAAUAGGUUAGAACUGAAAGGCCAUUGGCAGGCUUGGUACAUGGUCCCCAAAUUGUGCUUAUAUCAUUUAUGCCGAAUCCAUUUCAAGAUAUGUUAAUAUUUUAAUGCAUCCAGUCAACAAACCUAGUCAAAUACAGCAUUGAAAAUGGUCAUUGACUGGCCAUAACAGUCACGGCAGCAGUAUUUUUCGCCCGUCCCCUCAGCAGAUGGUAGAGCAGUUUCC
This is a messenger RNA of Aspergillus pseudonomiae, 1116 nucleotides long. Its product is annotated as ClpP/crotonase-like domain-containing protein. Gene Ontology annotation, cellular component: mitochondrion. The record is from RefSeq and is a predicted model, not a curated record. NCBI's taxonomy places the organism in Eukaryota, Fungi, Ascomycota, Eurotiomycetes, Eurotiales, Aspergillaceae. The coding region runs from base 45 to 896 and encodes 283 amino acids. Gene Ontology annotation, molecular function: delta(3,5)-delta(2,4)-dienoyl-CoA isomerase activity. The transcript is spliced from 4 exons.